AUGGUACGGGUUGUUCUUGGAGCUCAUAACCUGAAUCAACCAGAUAACUUUGUUCAGGUAUCACCUAUCCAAGAAUCAUUCCAGCACCCAGGAUAUAACCCAAACACCUUUCAGAAUGACCUUCACCUGCUGAAGCUGAACACAUCAGCCAGUAUUACUCCCAGUGUAAAAACCAUUAACCUUCCUCGCGCUGACACAGAUGUAUUUCCCGGGACUGCUUGCUCUGUUGCUGGCUGGGGAUAUGUGUCAGAUUUUGGGACUUUACCCACAACUCUGAUGGAAACAGAUGUAAAUGUGAUCACUCGUGCAUCUUGUAAUGUGUCUUGGAAACAGAGCAUCUCUGACACCAUGAUCUGUACCGCAAGCCCUGGGCUGCGCAUCAAAGGUUUCUGCUCUGGCGACUCUGGAGGACCCCUUGUUUGUGAGAACCACAUUGAAGGAGUGGUUUCUUUCUCCGGAUUCCGCUGCGGCAAUCCAAUUACUCCUGAUGUUUACACUCGUGUUUCAUCCUUUCUGUCUUGGAUUAGAUCAGUAAUAAGAAGAUCCUGA
Staurois parvus is the source of this 549-nucleotide messenger RNA. The record is from the annotation of a GenBank genome assembly. NCBI's taxonomy places the organism in Eukaryota, Metazoa, Chordata, Amphibia, Anura, Ranidae.